ACGACCGGAAACGAUCGUUGUGCGAUGGCGGACUUAGAAGAAGGUGAAAUAGCCGACUCUGACUCAGAAGUGCCUGCAGCUGCUGUCACAGGCAAUAACGUGUACAGUUUUGGUCAAUCCUCAUCCGUGCCAUCUAAUCUCAACCAAGCCAAACCACAGGGCUUCAGCUUCUCACGGCACAGAGAUUCACCAACCCCAGCUGACUCCUUUGGACACCGUAGUUCUGCAAGGAAUGGUAACAGCUCCGAUGACUCAAUUGACACCAGUGAUGAAGACUCCCCUUUGUGGAACUGCAAGAGAACCAAAUACCUCAAUAAGCUCAAAAUGGAGGGGAUUGAUGCAUCCAGGAGUCAGUCCCCCCUGUUCCUCAACCCCUUGCGGGACAGACACAGAUCAUCACCAGUGCUUCAGUCACCCCCCAAGAAGAAGACAAACAACAUCUGGGGCUCUGUGCUGCAGGAGCAGUCUCUGACACAGAACAUGGUCAGUUUCGGUGUUGACAAAGAAGACUCUGAUGACGACCUUGACACUCAGGACCGUAAUGUAGAGAGUUAUAACUACAAAAAAGCUCGUGAAGAUCCGAGACCUUUUGCCCGUGAGGAGGAAGAUGAAAUGGAUAGGUCUGACGAUGAACUAUUUGGUGGGGUGGUAGAUUUAGACCCAGAUGAAGAUGCCAAGAACAGAGAGAGAAAGAAACGGAAGCGGAAACGUCCCGUGAAAGACAGAAUUGGUGAUCAGUCUAAUCUUGAUAGGUUAGGGGAGAAGUUGAUGCAUGAACAUAGACACAAAUCCAAGGGGUCAGUCAAAGGCCGUCUUGGUUCAAACUCAGGGAAAUACAAGUCUAACUAUCAAGGGCCAAGAUCCAGGCCGAAUGUCAGUGUGUCAGAGGAGGACCCAGUGCCAGUGGUUGUAGAUGCUAUUGUGGAGGUUCUUGAUGAACCUAAAAUUGAUCUCAUAACUCGGAUUGUGAAGCGACUCGGUCAGAAGAAGAGCAUCCAGCUCCUCCGCCAGACCGAAGAUGUAGAGGACCACGGGGGAAUGCUGGUGAAGGAUGGUAGUCGGCGCCGUAGUCCCGGUGGGGUGUUUUUACAGUUGUUCAAGUCGGACUCGGACGUUACAAAGGCUGACAUAGACUACGUCUUUGAGGAAAAUGACAAGAUGUACAUUGAACAUAUCAGGAGAAAGAAUGCUGAGAAGAAAGCGAGGAAGAGACGGACACGCCAAGAGAAGAGAAUCCAGGAAGCACGGCAGUUAGGUGGCAUGAACGGCGAGACAUCCAACAAUAACCACGAACGCCAAAAUAACAGUGCCAGUAUGCAAAUGGACCCUGACCAUAGUAACGGUUUCCACAGAGAGAGUGACAGUGAUAACAGCAGUGUGUCAGAAGGGGAGUUAACUCCUGACACCUCCGGUGAGAGGGAGCACCUUAACACUGGCAGCCAUCAGGGAGGCACGUCCCUGGUCAGUGGAGGGGAGGGGGAGGAGGAUAUGCUGACCAUCACUGUGGAUGAGGAGGAUACAAUUGAGUGAAUGAUUCUCGGCCACUAGCACAACGUGGAUUAGUAUGUGAAUGUUGUUUUCCCCACACCUUGACAUUGAUUCUCAGUAAUUCACAUCUUUAGACUGCCUGGUAUGUCUGGCCUGUUACUUUUGACAUUUGUUGUGAAGGAUACUUGUAGGCAAGACUGCAGUUUACCCUGGUUUACCAGACCCAGCGAUAUAUAGCGCUUGGGUAAUCAGCUCUGCCUGUGGCUCUCACUUCACUGAUCUUAUGUGCAUGUUCGAUCAUUAGGGUUAGAUGUGUUAGGGUCACUUAGCCCUUGGAUCCCCUUUCUGUUCAACAUGAUCAAACAAAGCCACAGUCUUUAUAGUUGAGUACCCCUUGCAAAUGAAAAGCCCACUGACGAUCCUUACGCUUAUGUACCACUUUCUUAUCAUAAGGCAAGUUAAUCCAAUGCAAUCUGUAGUAAAAAGUUUCAAGUUUCGCAGGGAAGAAGUAGCUACCGCACAAAUGUCCAAAUGUAACCAAUUGGUUGAUCACUCGAUAAACAAGCACUAACUUUUUGUGUUAAUUCCUGUGGUACCAUGUUUAUUUCUUGGCUACAUAAAAUGUUUCAGCCUGGACAGUUUUUAACCCUGCCUGCUGAAUUUGUUUUAGGCACUGUAAAGAAGCUUGUUGAUGUCAAACAUUUGAGGCUACAUUAAACAUAGUACAGAUGAAUCGACAUUUUCCGCAUUUACUUCUGACAUUAAAAUACACAUUAUUUUCAAAAUAUAUCCUGACAUUUUCAAACCUACAGGGUUAAGACUAAAGCAAUCACAAAAUUGUCAAUUUUCUUGAAUUAUCGUAAAUAUGUGAUUUGUGCCAGUUAAAUUCAAUCAUCAAAUCUCCGAUAUCAUUGAGUUUGAAAUCAUAUAUUUUGUAUUGGCAAACACCAAGGGUGGUUAGGCCUGUCCAAGCUUCAAGCUGGCAUUGCGAGUCAGAUCCUUCUCUACUUGUGUAGUUCUCUGUAAUGGGGCACACCAGUAUUCCUCUGUUCAAAUAUUGAAGUACAUUUUACAGUACAUUUGUGUUUGAAAUAGUUUUAAAACACAUCAAGAGUCUGGUAACCUUGGUGACCUGUAAGUGUUGUCCAUCUUCAAAGUUACCUGCCCACAUUCAGACAUUAUAAACACCGGGGUAUUGAAAAAUUGCAAGAAAAUAAGAGACAAAUCGUGUCUUGAUUCAGUUGAAAUAUUGCAAACAAUCACUUGAGAAUCUACAAGGAGUAUUAAUAUACAUAAUAAAACUGAAUACAUAAAUAAUCUUAAAUUUUUAAAUUCGGGCAGGUGGAGCUAAAUUUCAUGCCGCCCAACAAAUGUUACAGCCGCAGACAGGCAGUUAUUGUGAACACUGUUGAAGUAUGUGAGACAAAAAUGAAAGCAUGGCAGUAUUAUUCCAUGUAUUCUUGCACUAACAAAAUUGAGAUCAUGCAAGUUUUUCAAUGGUUACUGGAACAUGGAACAUUUUUCCACCUUAAACUUUUCAUUAAGAACAGCAUCAGCAUUAACAGGAGUUUAAAUCACAGCAAGGACGUUUCUGCUUGAACAUGUUGAACACAUCAAAAUAGAAUCUGGUAAAUUGUCGUGCUUAUUGUUGAUAAUACUUGAGGUUCAAGUGGAGUUUAAAAUAGCAAACCAAUAUCUGUUUGUAAAUCAACAUUGCCAGGAAACAAAUAUUCAGCCUGAUUUAGUAUUGAAUAUAUAUAUGUUAGAAAUAGCAUAACCAUGGAAUUAGUUGACUGAAAUAAGGUCAUAUCGCUUUACAAAUGAGUUAACCUGGAAAUGUGAAUGAGGUACAACUGCCCACUUUUAGUAGACAGGACCUAUAAAAUUUCAGAAAUUAGCAAAACCAUGAGAGGUGUUAUGUCAAGUGUAAGUAUUGUCUGUGGGAAUGAACUGUGUCCCCUUGAAUGUGUGAGUAGGGAGAGGUGUAUUUUGUUGUGGUUUUAAGUGGGCAAAUUGAGAAUCAGUUUUGUUCAAUCUCAUUAAAAUCAGACCUUAGUUCUCGCUACCGCUAAAUAAAGAUCUGAGGACAUCCCAUUACGGGUCCCGGCAGACCGACCUUGCACGAUCUUUGACUGACCAAUAGAAUGGCCAAUCAGAAGGCAGCUUUCUCGUGCUUUACGGCAUUAAUUUCAAAUUGGCGACUACGCUUCAAACAUAUUUUGAAAAAUUCUCGAUUACAAACUUGAAACCUAAACAAAAGAACAUUGUGGAAUGGCUAAUGGAGGUUCUAGAUUGUAUGGAUUCAGUCGUUAAACCUGUAACUAUUGUUUGGAAUACCCCCUGUUAAAGUUUUCGAGGUUGUAUCACAUUCCGACUGUCACUUUCAUGAUCUGGUAAGCGACGCUCUCAUUGGUCGGAUGAAAGGUCAUUCUGACGUGACCCGUAAUCGGAUGUCUUCAGAUCUUUGUUCAGUGGUAGCGAGAACUAAGGUCUGAUUUUAAUGAGAUUGAGUUUUGUUUGUCUUUGUUAUUUUUAAACUCGUGUUGAUCCAGCUAGGUAGUGUCGAGUCUGCAUGUGGUGUAUUCUGUUCAACUUUGUGAAGGUUUGUGUUGUCAUAAUAUUCCACCCAACAUGGAACACCAAUACUGCUGAUGAAGGCGACCACCUUCACGUUAGUGAUGUGUGAGGCAUGUUUUUCUAUCUUAUUCAUCCAACAGCAGGAAAAUAAUAUGUAUCUUUUGUUUCAAUCCCAGAACAGAUCAGAAGUUAUUGCUUAUGUGAAUUUUAUAUAUGUCUACAAUGUUUUUGGCUACAUGGGUUCAUUGCAUACGGGCUUGCAUGUAUGUCACGUUACCAUGGUUACUUUCCCUGACUGAAAGUAAAAAGGUCAAGAUGAUGGCUUGCUUGUAAGCUGCAGAUUAGCCAGAAAUAGUUUCAGUAUUCAUUUUUUUAGCCUUGUUUCCAGGUUAUAGUAACCAUGGUAACAGAGAAAUUCUUAAUUCUGAGUUUUUAAACAUGUCAUUGUUGUAACUGUGAGGGUAUUCAUUUUAUUCAUUCUUAUUAGUCUUGUUGUUAUAUCUGUUAACUUAAAUUUAUCAUGACUAUCACAUAACUUGUCAGGGAGUAUGUAGCAUGUCAGGUUCCUUAUAGAGGACACUCUUACUGUCAUACAGUGAGUGGCUUUCCUUUAGCAACUAUAGAAACUGUAUGAUCAUGCCUGUUUUUCAUGAGUGGAAUAGGUCCCCAGAACCUCCUUAGAUCCCAUAUGGAUGAGAAUCCAGUGAUUAUGUUGUGAACGCCACACUCAGCAAUAUUCCAGGUAUAGGAUGGUGGUCUGUAAAUAAUCAAGUCUGGACCAGACAAUCCAAUGUUUGACAUCACGAUCAUUGAUCCAUGCAGUUUGGAUACGAUGACAUGCAUCAACCCAAUCCCGUUAGUCGCCUGUUACGACAAGCAUGGGUUGCUGAGGACCUAUUCUACCCCGGAUCUUCACGGGUCCAGUGGUAAUGUGAUCUUGUGAAGUACGUGUCAUGUUACAUGUUGUAAACACGGAUUGGUCUGUUGACUGUUUGUCAGGUCAAAUCUGUUUUGACUGAUGCAUUGUGUUGCUGAUUAUAGGGAACGUCCACUUUGGCUCCCCUUCCACAAACUG
Molecule: messenger RNA, 5140 nt
Organism: Haliotis rufescens (red abalone)
Lineage: Eukaryota; Metazoa; Mollusca; Gastropoda; Lepetellida; Haliotidae
Product: phosphorylated adapter RNA export protein-like
Exons: 5
Coding region: 25-1530 (501 amino acids)
Biological process (GO): snRNA export from nucleus
Cellular component (GO): nucleus
Source: RefSeq, a predicted model, not a curated record